UAAGUGUAAACUGACCAUCUCUAGCAAUAAAAAAUUCCAUAAAUCAUACAACAUUAGCCAUACCUUUCAUUUGAUGCAACAGGCAGAGAGGAGCAAGCAAUCAGCUUUUGCAAAAGCACUAUCAACGCGUCAAUAUAAAGUUUCUAUCUUGCCCUCACUUCGGCGGCCCAAGUGAGCAGAGAAAUUGGUGUGGAGCACCCACUACCAUUCAGUGUCGCGUCGUGCGUGGAGGUGGAGCAACAACAGCCGCAGUAGCAGCAACAGCAGCAGUAGUAGCGGUCGCAACGUCAAUUAAUAGUUUUGCAUAUAUAUAUAUAUAUAUGUAUAUAUUACGCCACUCCUCCCAACCCCCCCUACUCGUACUCGGGCCGUGUUAUACAACAAUCUUAGCAGUGCACGAAAACUAAACUAAACCGUACGCCGGCGAUUUGAGGACCACUCUUCAAGAGUCCUGUUCCCAGUUUAAUCCAAAAAAAAAACAAAAAACCCGCAACUCUGUCAAGAAAAUCGAUUCGUGUGUUGUUUGUGUGUUUAAAUUGAUAUUAUUAAUUGUUGUUGUCGGCCGGCUGCAAGUUGUGUGGCCAUCCUAUUCCUGUCUAAAACCAACCAACCAACCUGAUUUGGGGUCGUCGUCGUCGUCGUCGCCGUCGCCGUAAUAUAAGCAACCAUAGCAAGGGCAACAUCUCAGCGGAACUAUGAAUAUCGAUGACUACGAGUCGUUGCCAACGACCAGUGUUGGCGUCAAUAUGACAGCGGGCGCCAUAGCUGGUGUACUGGAGCAUGUUGUCAUGUAUCCACUGGACUCGGUUAAGACCCGUAUGCAGAGCCUAACAUCACCCGCAUCCGAUUUGAAUAUAAUGUCCACUUUGCGAAAUAUGAUUACACGUGAAGGGAUCAUGAGACCUAUUCGAGGAGCCAGUGCUGUGGUAGCGGGCGCAGGACCGGCGCAUUCAUUAUAUUUUGCCACCUACGAGAUGACCAAGGAGCAGUUAACUAAAUUCACAUCACUCAACCACCUUAACUAUGUAAUUUCUGGUUCGCUAGCGACACUUAUACACGAUGCCAUUUCAAAUCCCACGGAUGUGAUAAAACAACGUAUGCAAAUGUACAAUUCACCAUAUACAUCGGUUUUGACUUGCAUGCGAGAUGUCUAUCAAAAAGAGGGCAUACGGGCAUUUUAUCGAUCUUAUUCCACUCAACUGGUCAUGAAUAUACCAUAUCAGACAAUACAUUUUACCACGUACGAGUUUUUCCAAAACAAGCUCAAUUUGGAACGGAAAUAUAAUCCCCCAGUGCAUAUGAUAGCAGGCGGUGCGGCAGGUGCGUGUGCAGCGGCCAUUACAACGCCUUUGGAUGUGGUUAAGACGUUGCUCAAUACACAAGAAACGGGAUUAACAAAGGGCAUGAUAGAAGCUUGUCGAAAGAUCUACCGUAUGGCUGGCCCAUCGGGCUUCUUUAAGGGCAUGACGGCCCGUGUCUUGUACUCUAUGCCAGCUACGGCCAUCUGUUGGUCCACAUAUGAGUUUUUCAAAUUCUACUUGUGUGGCAUGAAACCGGAUCAGUAUAAAUCGUCAAUUACGGGUCGUUCCGAACUGUCGCCAUCGCGCAAAGCUGACACGGACUAUGUGCUGCCCAAGAGCACAGCUGUCGACGAUGUUGAUGAGCACGAGACAUCGUCUCCACCGGUUAAGGAUGCGGCAUUGCUGCAUCCAACGCCACCCACAGUCAAUGCAGCUGGUGCCAUUAAGACCGUUUGUGAGUUGUCGACACGACCGGCGGCGCCUACUAUUAAUUUGCAUACACGGCAUACGGAUGUAAAGAGCCCCUACGAUCGGGGCUUCUCUAGUACGUAGGCAUCGCGAGUGGGCGUGGCCCGCGUUUAAAGUGUUAGCAACAGCGAGAGC
Messenger RNA from Drosophila willistoni, 1904 nucleotides. RefSeq names its product mitoferrin (gene mfrn). The transcript has 7 exons. NCBI's taxonomy places the organism in Eukaryota, Metazoa, Arthropoda, Insecta, Diptera, Drosophilidae. Gene Ontology annotation, cellular component: mitochondrial membrane. Gene Ontology annotation, biological process: iron import into the mitochondrion. Bases 696 to 1853 code for a protein of 385 amino acids. Gene Ontology annotation, molecular function: ferrous iron transmembrane transporter activity. The record is from RefSeq and is a predicted model, not a curated record.